CCAAGACCCCGAUGAUCCGCAACGGGUCUACCGGAGACUGGAUCGGGACCUUCGUGGGGCACAAGGGGGCGGUGUGGGGGGUGGCGCUUGACGACACGGGCCUCCUCGCGGCGACAGCGUCCGCGGAUUUUUCGGCUCGAUUGUGGGACGCCGUCACUGGGAACCAGGUCCACGAGUUCGUCCACAAACACAUCGUCAAGACGGUGCACUUCGCCGCAGACAGGUCGAAGCUGGCCACCGCCGGACACGAGGGUAUCCUCAGGAUCUUCGACACAGCGUCCCCCGGAAGCCCCCCAACCGAGAUCACAGUGUUUCCCGGAGGAGAGGAGACACCAAAGGUUGCACGAGUAAUCUCGAAGGCGAGGUGGGGCAAGGACCCCAACACCGUCUUGACGGGGUCGGCGGACGGGUUUGUUAGGGUGUGGGAUAUUCGGAGCGGGGAAAAGAUUCGAAAGGUGCAGGUGGCGGGGGCGGUGAUGGACCUGGAGAUGUCGUGGGAUAAGAAGAUCGCCACCGUCGCGGCGGGGGACACGGUGCACUUCUUCGAUACAGGAGACUUGUCCGAGGUGAAGCGCCACACUAUGCCCAUCAACUUCCGCAACGAGGGAGGCGCCUCGCUCCAUCCAGGGGGCAAGCGGUUCAUAGCGGGGGGAUCGGACCUUUGGGUCCGCGUGUUCGACUUCGACACUGGUGCGGAGCUCGAGUGUCUCAAGGCAAGCAGGGGGAGGGCGAGGGGGCACCACGGACCGGUCCGGUGCUUAAGGUACGCCCCCGACGGAAAGACUUACGCGACGGGGUCGGAGGACGGAACCAUCCGCCUGUGGCAGAGCAAUGCCCCCGCCGCAGCAGCCGCGUCGGCGGCGGGGACAAGCGGUGCAGACGGCACCGCCGCCCGGUGAUGAGGAAGCGAAUCUGCCGGGCUCUUGUUUGUGGUUUCCGCCGAGCCAGCUAUAGUGCACGCGCGGAAGACGAUUGAUUGGUACACGCGUGGUCUUGGAUGUCUUGUUUCGUGGGGUUUCCGUGGCAGGGAGGCCUUGUCUUGGUUAUUGUCACGUCGUCGCCGACCGCUCUCGAGCUCUCUUUUUUUUUCAUCACAUUUCGUUCUGUUGUUUCUUUUUUUUGUUCCUUUUUUCGUGAAAUUCAGGCUUUUGGGUCGGGUAAAAUCUUCCGUUCCGCUUUUUUUUGUUCGGGAUUUGUUUUGGUCGGUUUCGUUUCGGGAGGGGAAGAUGCGGGCUCCUCGUGAAGGCUAUUCUGAGUAGCCUUCGGGGUAUGAAGUGACCCCACCCACCCUACCCAUGCGCGCGCACCACGGUGUGCUACGGACCAAACUCUUGAAGAAUGGUCACGGGGAAAAUCUACAUGCGCCCAACCAAAAGCACUGACAGCACGGGUGGAUGGCACCGCAUCGCGCUCGUACUCCUACUCCCAGUAGGAGGGUGUCCAUUUCCGUGAUAUCCUAUCUAUUGCUCGGGUUUUGUGUUUUCGAUCGUUCAGUCGUGGGCGGAAGGGGGUGCGCUCUCGUCUGCCCUGCUAGAUAAGACGCCUGUUGUCGGUGAGGAUCCGUGAGUCUGGACAGUGAGUUAUGCGGCGGUAGGUGUUGGGCUUGAUCUGAUCGGUCCAUACGUGUGUGAUACAUGCGGGUGUAUGUUAGAGGGACGGACGGGCCGCCGAAUGCUGGACGACGAAAGGGCGCUGGAAGGUCGAUGGACGAAAGGGAAAGAAAAAAUGGGAGGUCUUUGAUGAUUCGUGCACGCCCUUUUGGGGUGAAAUUGGUGCCGCGGUUGGUCGUUGCGAAUGAUUGUCUUCAAUUUUCGAUGCUGUCUGUCUGAAUGUUAAUGUGAAACUAACAUCCACAGUCAGAAGAGAGGGAGUGGGAGAGAGCGAAAGUGAGACAAGAGAGAGCGAGGGAAGAUAUGAGACACACUGGGGGGGGGCUACUGGUUUGGGGCGGGGGGGGGGCAGAUGUUAGCGAGCCAAACGGUAGCCUUAGCGGCGACGGAAAAGACGGCAAGAAAAAUGCCGCUCCACCUAGGACAGCAGUAGACACUUGUGUCGAGACAAGACAGGCGAAACUUUCGGGGGAGAACGCAAGAGUGAUGAAGUGAUACCCGUUGCUCGGUCAACUUGGGCAUUCUGCGGACGAGAGCCGAGGAGGUAAUUUGAGCCCACGACAUAACAGGGACGCGUUUUGUUCUUGCUUGCUUCGUUUUUUAAGACAGGAGGUUCAUGCACUCGAAAAGCAGGGAUGAAAAUAACGGUACAUACGUAUACCCGAUCCCCGCAAUCAAGGGUCCCAACUUAAUUGAGCAAAAGGUACAUCGACAACAAGAAGAAACGCUCAAUUAAGAACAAACGUGUUCACGGGGGUACCCGCAAAGCACCCCCCCCCC
Ectocarpus sp. CCAP 1310/34 is the source of this 2390-nucleotide messenger RNA. The record is from the annotation of a GenBank genome assembly. Lineage: Eukaryota; Phaeophyceae; Ectocarpales; Ectocarpaceae.